AUGAGCGCGCAGGUCUUCCUAUCGGCAACCUUGUCACGGAGAGAUAACCCCAUCAGCGUUGUGGAAGAACUUGUGGCCAGUCAACAUGGCCUGGAAAAUCUCCAUCUUGCAUUCAACCAAGAUACUGGAGCCGAUUACAUCGACAAGACGCUUCAACCAGUCCUCUCCUGGCUUCAAUAUCCAGCGCUCAAAUCUGCGUCCAAUGGUCUUUAUCUCUCUCGAAUCAUACAGGCUCUUGUGGAACCGCCGACUUCUAAGUUCUGGAACGCACUUUAUGAAAACGUCAAGUAUGAGACUGUCAGCGAACAGUCUAUGCAAUGCUUCGCCUGGUUACUGUUGAGACUACUCACUCAAAGCCCCAAGGUCCGCCCUUCGGAUAUGAUGAUUGCCAAGGAUACUCUGUUGCGACGUGUUCUGGCGGAUUCUUCAGAUCCCACAACUUGCGACCUUGGCCAAAGGAUUCGGCGCGUAUGUGAUGAACGUGAAUCGGAAAAGGCUCCGAGAAGCUUUCAGGCCCAGCAUGACAACGACUUCUAUGAUUUCAGAGAAAUCAGCACUAUUCCGACCAUACAGGAAUUGUUGACCGACGAUAUGUCACGCCUCUUGCGCUCUGUUGAGUUCUAUGACGAAACAAGCGUCCCCAAACGUCGGCGCAAGUACUUUGAGAGCCAAUACAGAUUGUAUCGACAGGACUUCCUGGAAGAGGUCAAGGAGGCAUAUCACAAGGCUCCUUCUGCCGAAGAGAAUCAACCCGAUGCAUCUACUAUGACGUACAAAGUUGAAUUGGCUGGUUUGUCUUGUGAGGACGCCUCAAAAAAACACGGUCAGCAUCCGUGGGCACUCAAACUCAAGUGUCUGGGUGGCUUGACCGAGCUGCAAGAUCUCAACCACGAGGAGCGCCAGAAAUACAUCGCAGAAGAGACUGACUUUAUUCUCGAUCAAUCCCUCGCGGUCCUCCAUGCGGACGGCAAACCAAUAGCCAUUGUGAAGGUUGUACGCGAGGCAGCAUUACUUGCCAACUCGAUUAUCUGUAUUCAAAUCCCGAAUCGAAAGUCCACCCAGGAAGAGCUAUUCAGCAUGUUCAACGCAUCGACUCUGGAGAUCGUAUUGCUAGGCGUCGCCGGAUUUGCUCACGAGCCAGUCCUUAAUCGACUGCAAAAGCCAACUGAGCUACCUUUCGAAGAAGAACUGCUACACAAGGGUGUCCACAAUAGACCUAGAGAUUCCGCAACCUUGGAGAACCAAGGCAUAGAGAAAAUCGUGCAGAAACUUGGAUCAAAGUCAGACUUCGACUUGCAAGAAGCGUUGGGCCUGAGAGAGGCUGUCACUUUGGACCCUUCCCAAACUGCAUCUUUGAUUGCUGGUUUGAAGCAACGAGUGGGUCUUGUGCAAGGACCACCUGGAACUGGUAAAUCUUUCAUUGGUGCUCUAGCAGCAAAAGCUGUGCACUACCAUACCGAUGAGAAGAUCUUAGUUAUCUGUCACACCAACCAGGCCUUGGAUCAAUUCAUCCAGGAUAUAAUCAAAAUCGGAGUCGACAGGUCGGAAAUCGUAAGGCUUGGAUCGCAAGAGAGAACAGAUCCUGCCAAUCACUCUAUGCUGCUAUCAAAACUACAGAGUGCUGGGAACCGUCAUCACAACUCCGAUACGAUGAAAUUCGUACGACGUUCAGAGACUGAUGCUUCAACCGAAGCGGAAGACCUCAAAGAUCUUUAUCUCGGCCUAACACAACUCGGCCAGAUGCGCGAUCAUCUGAAUGGUAUGGCCAUGCAAGGUGAUGGAAAAUACAGCCUGGCUUUUGAUAUCAGUCUCGAAACUGAUGGUAUCACGCGUGUUAAUGAUCGACACUACUUGAUUCGACGCUGGGUUGAAGGAAACGAUCCUGGCCUAUUCCCAGAGAAAAAGAAAUAUUCGGCAGUUUGGGACCUUCCGUCGUCUCGCAGAAAAGAGCUUGUCGACGAAUGGAAGUCAAAAUCAAAGAUAAGCAAUGAAAAGCUUUCUGCUUUCUUGGAAAAGGCAAAGCGACACGAUGAGCUUUUGACUCAGGCUCGCUCUGCGAAAGGACAGCUUGAUGAACAGAUCAUCCGGAGUAAGAGAAUCAUCGCCUGCACGACCUCUGGAGCAGCUAAAUAUGGGCAAGUGCAAUCAGAAGCACCGGGCGUCAUCAUCGUCGAAGAAGCCGGACAGGUACUGGAAAGCCACAUUGUGACAGCAUUGAACCCACUCGCGAAACAACUCAUCAUGAUUGGCGACCACAAACAACUACGGCCAUUCAUCAACUAUAAAUUGAGUGUUGAGAAGGGCGAUGGCUACGACCUCAAUCGUUCCAUGUUCGAGCGUCUCAUCUUACAAGGGUAUACACAUCAGGUUCUUGCUCAGCAACAUCGCAUGCGCCCUGAGAUCUCAAAUCUUGUCAGACAUCUCACAUACCCUACCCUCAUUGACGCGCCCAAGACUCAAGGCCGACCCGAUCUUCUUGGCCACUCCAGUAACGUGAUCUUUGUCGAUCACGAGCACCGCGAAGACCGAGUCGAUCUUGACAAGAGAAAGGUCAAUGAGAGGGCAUCAAAGAGGAAUACCUUUGAAGCUCAGAUGGCGCUCAAGACUGUCAAAUACUUGCUGCAGCAAAACUACGACUCCAGCAGUAUCGUUGUGCUUACACCAUAUCUCGGUCAACUAAAAAGACUACAAGAGGUGUUUGAAGAGGAAGUCGAAGCUGUGUUGAGCAAUUCUGAUGUGACGAACCUGGAGAAGAAUGGUUUGAUUAAGCACAAGUCGGAAGUAAAUCCCUUCGAGAGAUGGAAGAGUUUGAACAAUGCUCGUACUACAGCGGCCCAUGGUGACAAAUCUUCAUCGGCAAAGAUUCAUUCGACAACUUCUGAACAGCUUGGUGCCGAUACUAUCGAUGGCCUCAAUCACAGCAAACUGCCUGUAGUAGAAUCAGAGGCCAUAAAAAGAGGAGCACCUAAGGCCAAACAAAGGCGCAGAAAGAGGCCGAAGAUCCAGAUAUCCACAAUUGACAACUAUCAAGGUCAGGAAAGCGACAUAGUUGUCGCCUCCCUCACGAGAAGCAAUCCGGAAGGCGAAAUUGGAUUUCUGUCCGGCCCAGAACGCCUCAAUGUUCUUCUAUCGCGAGCACGCGACGCCUUGAUCAUGAUCGGCGACUCGUCUACCUUCAAAAAUGCGCGUCAAGGCAAAGAAUUCUGGACCCAACUUUUCCAGCUUCUCGAGGACGGCAAGCACAUGUACCAAGGUCUUCCCGUCAAGUGUCAGAACCACCCGCAAAAUACGUCGAUACUGCAAACGCCUGAGGACUUUGAUGAGAAAUGUCCAGAGGGUGGAUGCUUGGAGCCUUGUGAUCAACUUUUGGGGUGCGGGAUUCAUCAGUGUGCUUCCAUGUGUCAUCAUGUGCAUGAUCACUCGGGGAUAGUGUGUCAUGUCGUUAUGGAGAAGGUAUGCGAUAGAGGCAAGCAUCUACAGAGAUAUGAGUGCCAUGAGAGUCAUGAGAAAUCUGGCCUCUCAUGUGGAUUAUGUGAGGAGGAGGAUGAGGCAGAGGAAGUUACGAAGGAAGAUGAGGCAGAGGAAGUCGCAAAGGAGGAUAGGAGGAACGCGGAAUUUCAUGAGCUAAUGAGGGAUCAAGGUGCUCGUCAUUGA
Messenger RNA from Aureobasidium pullulans EXF-150, 3654 nucleotides. RefSeq names its product P-loop containing nucleoside triphosphate hydrolase protein. Lineage: Eukaryota; Fungi; Ascomycota; Dothideomycetes; Dothideales; Saccotheciaceae. The record is from RefSeq and is a predicted model, not a curated record. Gene Ontology annotation, cellular component: nuclear RNA-directed RNA polymerase complex. Gene Ontology annotation, biological process: regulatory ncRNA-mediated heterochromatin formation. Bases 1 to 3654 code for a protein of 1217 amino acids. Gene Ontology annotation, molecular function: helicase activity. The transcript is spliced from 3 exons.